AGUCCAUUGUUGACCGUCGAGAAAAUUUGACGCAAUCCGAGUUCAGAAAGGAGCUCUCGCGUGAUCGAACGGGAAUCGCAGCAAACCAUAGAGAUUUCCUGUGCACUUCCAAGUGAGCAAAUUUUUCAAGGUUCUCGACGAUAUUUCAGUAAAAUUGAAGACAACGUAGAGGAAGUUCAUAUUUUGGCGAUCUCCAAGGACACCGUAUUUCAUCAACGAAAGUGUCCCAUCAGAAGCAAAUGCAAUUUUCUUACUAAGCAGUUUUUCCGAGAUAUUGUGUGCCAUUAGUGAGUUCGGUUGUGGCUUUUUCGAGAUUUUUUCCGGCGUUUCCACCAUCCUUCUUCAGUGUGGGAAAGUGUGCAAAGGGAAAACCAAAAGUGCUGGUCUUGGUUGAAUUGGACCGAAUCGAAGCUGUGUACAGUGUGUCGAGUAAUACAAUUACGCUGGGAGGAGGAAAAUCGAUUCGGAAAAGGCAAACAGCGGUCGGCAGCGGGGUUUCUACGGAAUAAAGGAAAAGAAGCCCAAUCGUUAGAUCUAGAUCCGAAACGAAACGGAUAAGCAGUUUCUCAAAGAGUCAUUUUACGACGGGGGAUUCACACCACCCGAAAGAAGCAACAGCAGUUCCACAGUAAGUGAGAGUGACCGUUGAGACCCUGCCUGACGACAGAUGGCCGGCUUUGCGUCCCAGGCGGCGCUCCGCUCCAAAUGGGGCGACCUGGUAGACAGUGGAUCGACCAGCAUUGAAACAUCGGAAGUGUCGCAGGGGCUCAAAAAUGUCGUCGGAUGGCUGAAACAGGCUUCGGUGGAAGUGCGAGAAGCCGGCAAACGAGCCGUCACCACAAUACCCCAUCUGAGGCACCUCAACCCGGGGACACUGAUUAAGCAGGGCAUGCACGCGAAUGAACGGACAGCAGCCGGAGACAACAUGAACAGCACGACCAGCAACGACAUCCACAGCAAGCUGACCAUUCUGCACUACAACGAUGUGUACAACAUCGAUGCGACCUGCAAGCAGGAACCGAUCGGAGGGGCUGCCCGGUUUUGCACCGCGGUCAAAACCUUUGCCCACCUCAAUCCACUGGUGUUGUUCAGUGGGGAUGCCUUUUCGCCCAGUAUGCUGAGUACCUUCACACAUGGCGAACAGAUGGUCCCGGUUCUGAAUUCCGUUGGAACGCAUUGCGCCGUUUUCGGAAAUCACGACUUCGAUCACGGCCUGGACGUGCUCGCCGAAUGGGUAGAAAGGACCACAUUCCCCUGGCUGAUGUCCAACGUGGUAGACAACGAGACGGGGCGUCCCCUGGGAGGUGGAAAGAUCACACACAUCUUGCACCACAACGACGUCAAAGUAGGUCUCAUCGGGCUGGUGGAGAAGGAAUGGCUCGACACACUGCCGACGAUCGAUCCCAACGAGGUGACGUACAUAGAUUUCAUCAAAGCCGGCAACCAGCUGGCGGACGAACUGCACAAUCAAGGAUGCGAUAUCAUCAUUGCGUUGACGCACAUGAGAACUCCAAACGAUAUUGAACUCGCCAAGCAGAGUGGGCACAUCGAUCUGAUCUUGGGAGGACACGAUCACGUGUUCGAAAUACUCAACAUUGAAGACACACAUGUAAUCAAGUCAGGCACAGAUUUUCGGCAGUUCUCGAGGAUUGGUGUCAAUACCGAACGGAAUGAGAAUGGUAAGAUUAGCAUUACGGUCGAGAAGGUCGAUGUGAAUUCAACAAAGUACAACGAAGACCCAGAACUGAAAGAGGAGUUGAAAAAGUACUCGGAAACGAUCGAGUCCAAAAUGGAUGAAAUCUUGGGUGUGUUCCAUGUCGACUUGGAAGGACGAUUCUCUUCCAUCCGUACGUCGGAGACAAACUUGGGUAACUGGAUUUGUGAUGUAGCGCUGGCCGCAACCGGAGCCGAUGCGGUCAUGAUCAACUCAGGAACAUUCCGAUCCGACCAGAUCCACGUGGCAGGUCCGUUCACCAUGCGUGACUUGGUAAAUAUAAUUCCUAUGCAAGAUCCACUGAUAGUGCUAGAAGUUACGGGUAAAGUAUUACACGAAGCGUUGGAAAACUCCGUGUCCACCUAUCCCAAGUUGGAAGGUCGUUUCCCACAAAUAGCUGGUAUGUCAUUUGCAUUUGAUCCGACGCAACCGCCGGGGCGACGCGUGGAACCCAGACUCGUGCGGAUUGGUGACGAAUGGCUCAAAAUGGACCAAACGUACACACUUUGCGUGAAAAGUUACAUCUACGGAGGGUGCGAUGGAUACACCAUGUUCAAGGGUUGUAAAGUGUUGAUGGACGAUGAUGCUGCACCGGAGCUUGGGUUGGCGAUUCAGAACCACUUCAAGGCGAUCGAUGUCAGGAUGGGAAAAGCACACCACACUAAGCAUCGACAGUCACUGGUGACGCUUUCGCGACGACACAGCAUGGUGCAGAUGUUGGAGAAUCUGGAGCUGGACGGUCCGACACCGAUCCGGCGGAAAUCCACUAUUACACAACCGAUGCGACACGCAAGCAUGGAGCAUGUCAAUCGGGGAAAGCUACUUCGACGAGCAUCACUAGACGACUUGGAACAAAGCAGUUGCCAACUGUCGCCAACCAUUCAACAUCGGAUAGUGGUGGUUCAGAAUCAAGAACACAUUCGCGAGAUGAUCCUGCGACGAGAAACAAUGGAAGCGAACUCCAUCAUCAAAGAAACCGACGAGCUAACUCCGUAAGUGUGGUUCGAGUUGGCUCGUCCGAUAACGACGAGUGGUGUGUGCUAUUCAUUGAAAACCGGAACCGUACCGAACGGCUCUUUUUACACGACUCAAUCUCAUCAGCAGCGCUCUCUUUUGCAUACCUGCAACACUAUUUAUUGCCUAUCAUCAUUAUCAUACAGUAUCAUUGUACAUCAUCUGAGCCGCCUGGUUUGUGAUUUUCUGUUCUACAUGCAUACAUAUGGGCCAAGCCCUUCAUUCUUCGUGCACCGAAGCAGCUUAAGAUUUAGGACAUCUCAAUCACGUUGCACUGAUACCUCAGUUUGAAAUCCGUCUUGUACUAACCAUAUGCUCUAUGAAACAUAAGAAUACGAAAAACAGACCGUAAUGGCAGCAACAUUAGGGAUAAACUCAUGCAUAGCCUAUAAAUAUGAAAUAAUUUCGGUCGAACCAGACGUCCGCCCUUUAGUUUUAAUUGAGAAGAGCGACACGCAAAUGCCGUCUAUCAAAUAGAAAAAAGGCCAGAACAAAAUUGCACGCAAAGUUAACAGAAUGUAUCACUUUGAAUCUUCCCGCCGGCAGCGUAACCAUGAACGGAUUCUACAACUACAACGGAACUGAUCCAGUCACCGCAUCCUUCCCUCCUCAAUAUUCCCAAUCGACAACAGAUGGUUUGUUCUAAACACUGCAUCUUUGUGCCUCAAGACAUCUUCCCAGUGAUUUGUGUUUUAAAAGUUUGUUUUCAUAAUUCGUUAAACUAAGAACUUUAGGUCAACCCAACCAUUGUACAUAACUCAAUCACACCAUUCAGUCCUGAAUAUAUUGUUAUUGUUACGAACAUUUAAAGAAAAAUAAAUUUAUGGUGGCAGUUUAAUGUCGCCAUGUUGUGUAUUCCCGUUUUGACUCUAUAUUCUAUAAACGAUAUAUUAUAAAACAUAUUUUUUAUUCUUCAUCAAUCAAACCUCAAAUGUUGUCAUAAGGUUUAUCGUUACUCUUUGACAUAGUCUAUUGAUAUUCAAUUUUAAUAACCUGUAUCCAAAAUAGCGCAGCCGAAUAAAA
Messenger RNA from Aedes aegypti (yellow fever mosquito), 3751 nucleotides. RefSeq names its product trifunctional nucleotide phosphoesterase protein YfkN. Gene Ontology annotation, molecular function: hydrolase activity. The record is from RefSeq and is a predicted model, not a curated record. NCBI's taxonomy places the organism in Eukaryota, Metazoa, Arthropoda, Insecta, Diptera, Culicidae. Gene Ontology annotation, biological process: nucleotide catabolic process. Bases 668 to 2710 code for a protein of 680 amino acids. The transcript is spliced from 7 exons.